This is a messenger RNA of Gastrolobium bilobum, 952 nucleotides long. Its product is annotated as ubiquitin-conjugating enzyme E2 28. The transcript is spliced from 5 exons. Gene Ontology annotation, molecular function: ubiquitin conjugating enzyme activity. Gene Ontology annotation, biological process: protein polyubiquitination. Gene Ontology annotation, cellular component: nucleus. Lineage: Eukaryota; Viridiplantae; Streptophyta; Magnoliopsida; Fabales; Fabaceae. The record is from RefSeq and is a predicted model, not a curated record. Bases 186 to 632 code for a protein of 148 amino acids.
UUGAAGAAAAUAGAGCACACGUUUUGUGGUCUGUGUCUGUGAGAGCGGUUUUGGUUUUGGAACAAAGCAAAGAACGAAGGGUUUGUGAUUGGGAAAUUGAGGGAUUGAAGUUCUAUCUCUUGGAUCCCUCAUUCCUCUUUCACCCACCACUUCACCUUCAGAUCUGAAAGUCCCAAGUGCCACCCAUGGCCUCAAAGCGUAUCCUGAAGGAGCUCAAGGACUUGCAGAAAGACCCACCCACUUCUUGCAGCGCUGGUCCAGUGGCUGAAGACAUGUUCCAUUGGCAAGCAACAAUUAUGGGUCCUGCUGAUAGUCCAUAUGCUGGAGGUGUAUUUCUAGUUACUAUUCAUUUUCCUCCCGAUUAUCCUUUCAAGCCCCCUAAGGUUGCUUUUAGGACUAAGGUAUUUCACCCGAACAUCAAUAGCAAUGGUAGCAUUUGUCUUGAUAUCCUGAAGGAACAGUGGAGUCCUGCUCUUACCAUCUCUAAGGUAUUGCUCUCUAUCUGCUCACUGCUGACUGAUCCAAAUCCUGAUGACCCACUUGUACCGGAGAUUGCUCACAUGUACAAAACUGACCGGGCCAAGUAUGAGGCCACUGCUCGCAGCUGGACCCAGAAGUAUGCCAUGGGCUGAUUUGUGUUUAGAACUUGUAUAUUGAAAGGCAUCUAUGAAUACUGUUGUUGGUUUGUUUUAUCUCUUCCUGUUUUCUAGGGGUGAGAUUCUGUUUGUUAUGCUGGACAGGGAAGGUGGUGUCGUAAUUUGAUAAAAAAAAAAAUAUAACUUUAUGUUCAACCACUGUGAAGUGUUAUCAUGAUGCAGAGGCACCAACAAGAUGUUAUUUGUGUCAUGGCUGUGUUUGUAUCUUAUUCUAUGAAGCAAUGUAGAAAUAGUGAUGUGUCACAAACACAGACCUUUCCCAUGAUGCCUCCUUAACUAUGAUAACAUGUUUGUUA